This is a messenger RNA of Linum trigynum, 480 nucleotides long. The record is from the annotation of a GenBank genome assembly. NCBI's taxonomy places the organism in Eukaryota, Viridiplantae, Streptophyta, Magnoliopsida, Malpighiales, Linaceae.
AUGGCUGAACCAGAGCAGCAGCAACAGCAGCAUGAGGAGCCAGAUCAGAACCAUGAAGAUGAACUGCCCACAAUGCGGGAGUCUGCCGCGCCAGCUCUACGACCAGAACCAUGGCUGGUUUACCUCCAUGGUAAGAAGAACAAGAAGUCACUAAUCUACAGCUUGUCAGAACGACGCCACCAUGUCAAGCACAUACCUGAAAUACGAAAUCAUCGAAUCUUCACCACUUCUCAUGGUUGGUUUUUUCUCUAUGCUUGGGAUGGUGAUUGCUUGCUGCUAAACCCAGUCACCAUGGAGAAGAUCCCGUUACCCAAUUGGUCCAAAUACCACUUGAAGCCUGCCAACUGUGUCCUUUCUUCUCCUCCACAUGAUCCUAGCUGUGUUUUUAUGUUCCAAUCACGUAUGAGGGGGACGAGUUUGCUAUACUGCAAGCCUGGGGAUGAGGAUUGGACGACACUAGUAGUACCUACCGAGAUGUAG